CCCGCGCCCGCCGCCUCCACUCGCAGCCACUCGCCGCUGCUCGCCCGGCCAGCCAGCACGCUCGCACUCCUCGCGCCGCCGCCAUGGGUCGCGGAACCGCACGAGCCCCGGCGCUGCGGCUCCUCGCGCUGGGCGCGCUGCUGUGCCCGGCGGCUGGCGCCUGGGAACUCACCAUCCUGCACACCAACGACGUGCACAGCCGGCUGGAGCAGACGAGCGAGGACUCGAGCAAGUGUGUCAACGCCAGCCGCUGCGUGGGCGGCGUGGCGCGGCUCUUCACCAAGGUGCAGCAGAUCCGCCGCACCGACCCGCACGUGCUGCUGCUCGACGCUGGCGACCAGUACCAGGGCACCAUCUGGUUCACCGUGUACAAGGGCGCCGAGGUGGCGCACUUCAUGAACGCCCUGCGCUACGAUGCCAUGGCACUGGGAAAUCAUGAAUUUGAUAAUGGUGUAGAAGGACUGAUUGAUCCACUCCUCAAAGAAGCCAAAUUUCCAAUUCUGAGUGCAAAUAUUAAAGCAAAGGGGCCACUAGCGUCUCAAAUAUCAGGACUUUAUAUGCCAUAUAAAAUUCUUCCUGUUGGUGAUGAAGUUGUGGGAAUUGUUGGAUAUACUUCAAAGGAAACCCCUAUUCUCUCAAAUCCAGGAAGGAAUUUAGUAUUUGAAGAUGAAAUCGCUGCAUUGCAGCCUGAAGUUGAUAAGCUGAAAACUCUAAAUGUGAACAAAAUUAUUGCACUGGGACACUCUGGUUUUGAAAUGGAUAAACUCAUCGCUCAGAAAGUGAAGGGCGUGGACAUCGUGGUGGGAGGACACUCCAACACAUUUCUUUAUACAGGCGCUCCGCCUUCCAGAGAGGUGCCGGCUGGGAAGUACCCAUUCAUAGUCACGUCUGAUGAUGGGCGGAAAGUUCCUGUGGUCCAGGCCUAUGCUUUUGGCAAAUACCUAGGCUGUUUGAAGGUUGAGUUUGAUGAGAAAGGAAACGUCAUCGCUUCACAUGGAAACCCCCUUCUUCUCAACAGCAGCAUUCUCGAAGAUCCAAGCAUAAAAGCAGACAUUAACAAAUGGAGGAUAAAAUUAGAUAAUUAUUCUACUCAGGAAUUGGGGAAAACAAUUGUCUAUCUGGAUGGCUCUACUCAAUCAUGCCGCUUUAAGGAAUGCAACAUGGGCAACCUGAUUUGUGAUGCUAUGAUUAACAACAAUAUUAGACACCCGGAUGAAGUGUCCUGGAACCAUGUGUCCAUGUGCAUUUUAAAUGGAGGUGGCAUUCGGUCCCCCAUUGACGAAAGGAACAACGGCACAAUUACCUGGGAGAACCUGGCUGCUGUGUUGCCCUUCGGGGAAACCUUUGACCUGAUCCAGUUAAAAGGCUCCACGCUGAAGAAGGCCUUUGAGCACAGUGUGCGCCGCUACGGCCAGUCUACUGGAGAGUUCCUGCAGGUGGGCGGAAUUCAAGUGGUGUAUGAUCUUUCCCGAAAACCUGGGAACAGAGUGGUCAAAUUAGAUGUUCUUUGUACCGAAUGUCGAGUGCCCAGUUAUGAGCCUCUCCGAAUGGAUAAGACAUAUAAGGUAGUCCUCCCAAGCUUCCUCGCCAAUGGUGGAGAUGGAUUCCAGAUGAUAAAAGAUGAGGCAUUAAGACACGACUCUGGGGACCAAGAUAUCAAUGUGGUUUCUGGAUACAUCUUAAAAAUGAAAGUAAUUUAUCCAGCGGUUGAAGGUCGGAUCAAGUUUUCUGCAGGAAGUCAUUGUCAUGGAAGCUUUUCUCUAAUAUUUCUUUCAUUUUUGGCAGUGAUCAUUGUUUUAUACCAAUAGCCAAAAAUUCUUCUUCCCAUUAAUGUGUGGAACUGCAUUUUUUUCCAAGUGAGAUUCAAGUCUGCCUUUCAGGAACUGGCUUGGUGAUGGCACAGACCAUCUUGCAGGCCCCCAGAAGCUGAGCUUAGAAGAUUGUUGAAUGAAGACACUGACAUCAUCACACAGGACCAGCAAGUUAAUGAAUACACAGGAAAAAAAAUGAAAAUGAGCCCUCUGACAGGAAGGCCAUCUUUAGUUUACAUGUGCAAAUUUUAAUAAAAUUUUAUUAACAAUCUUAAACCACAGAAAUCAUUAUUCUCCUUUAUAUCCACUUUAAUUUACCAGACAACAAUGUUUACAUUUUAUCAUUUACAAGGGAGUUUUAAGCACAUUAUCUUAUUUGAUGCCUGUAACUUCAGUGGACAAGGAAGGAAUUUCCUGUUUGACAGAUGGGAAACUGAAGCUCAGAAAGAGCAGACUUGUUCAAGGCCAUACAGCUGAAAGUGAUAGAUCUAAGACCUGCACCCAGCUUUUCUGACCUCAAGUCCAGCACUCUUUCAACUACAUCCAGUUACUGUUCGGAAUGAUACUUAAUGGCUUCCUCUCUUCAUAACUAUCAACAGCAUCAAGCUCCUGGAUGAUAAGUGUCUGCUUUAUUUCAGGUCUCUACAUUUUCCUUUUUAGAUCCUGUUGUUAUAGUGAGUUUAAUGGACUAACACAGGGUAGCAUUCUCUCUUGUACCACCCAUGUGCCUUUAAUGAGUCAGGAAACAAACAGUGCAGCAGAUGAUGGGAAAGGCAAAAAACAGUCCAGGGUCAGGAAGAAAGGGAAGGGAAGAACAGGACACCCAGGAUGUAUUUACAUUACAGAAGAAAAAGAGCUAAAGGGCACUUAGAUUUGUUAAGGAGAUAUUUGUUAAGGAGUAGCAGCAUAGUGCCUGACAUGUGGUAUUAGCUGUUAAUAAUUUUAUGGGAUUCCAUCAACUCUGCCUCUGUGCUCUUUCCUUCCUUCUUUCAAUGUAAAGGUAUCAUUAAAGAACCUUCUAAGACAAGGUGUAAUUCUAAACCUGCACCUGUCCCUCCCCAGCAAGAUGCCAGCACUGUACUCUAGUCACACUACACACACACACACACACACACACACUCUCUCUCUCUCUCUCCCUCCCUCCCCACCCCCACCCCAG
Neomonachus schauinslandi (Hawaiian monk seal) is the source of this 2970-nucleotide messenger RNA. It is a transcript of the gene NT5E, whose product is annotated as 5'-nucleotidase ecto. Gene Ontology annotation, biological process: AMP catabolic process. The coding region runs from base 84 to 1808 and encodes 574 amino acids. Gene Ontology annotation, molecular function: 5'-nucleotidase activity; nucleotide binding; metal ion binding. Gene Ontology annotation, cellular component: plasma membrane. The record is from RefSeq and is a predicted model, not a curated record. The transcript has 9 exons. Lineage: Eukaryota; Metazoa; Chordata; Mammalia; Carnivora; Phocidae.